AUGAUCCGGGCUUCUGGGCAGCUUUUCACGUCAAAGCUCCUUAACUGCGAUCUCAGUAUAUGUCUCCGCAUGAGUAAUUACAAAGACUUUCAGAUCAUCCUUCUGAUGAGAAAAAAUGGGGUGCCUAAGGUCCAGCCUAAAAGACGCACCCCUCGCUCCUCGAAUGGUUGUCUUACUUGCAAGCGUAAGAAGAUCAAAUGUGACGAAACCAAAUGGAUAUGUAAGAGGUGUUUGAGCAGCCGGCUAGAUUGCCGUUGGCCUGACAAGGUCCUCGACCUACACCUGGAUCUAGAUUUGCACGAUAUUGAGGGUCUACGACUGUACGAUCCUCCAUAUUCUGCCACUUACACUUGGCCUGAGAUUCCUGAGGUGGAUGACAUCACAGGAACUACGAUUUCAGACUCAAGCUCAGUGUUGGCACUGACUGAACGAUCGCUACCUUCAUAUGGAUCGCCAUACAUGAAUGGAGCUUCUGAAAUCGACCAAAUGAGUCCAUCGCUUGAGCUCGGACCAAGAGUGUCAUUCCAGGAGGUGUUGGACUUGGAGUUUUUGGGCCAGUUUUCGUACCGGUUUCUUCCUGCAAUCGCCCAGAUGCAUUUUCAUGAUGCUUCAUCCCGGCUGAACCUCAUGCUUUCUGGCGCUGGCUCGUCAGACUUGCUUCGGGGGAUCUUCGUGGCAUGCGGAGCAGCUUUGGUAGCCUACGACGACAACUCAUACAAAAGUGUUGCCAUAGAGCGCUACAAUAUGGCUAUGAACUCAUACUUCAAUGAGUUGAAUCGGACGGACUCAGCUGGAGGAGAAGAUUGGCUUCUUGUAGCCGUUCAGGUGCUUCAGACAUUGUGCUACAGGGAUUCUUUUGGCUCUUCCAACGCAACACGUGCAGCCACACAUUUCGGCGCUGCUUAUCAAUUUAUUUCUCUGCGUAUUUUUGGGAUUUCUAACAAAAAUGGCGGCCUGGACGAAAUGAAAGUCCUGCGCCUUGACUUGAUGAUGAUUGAGAACUUUAUUUUCAAUUACUCAUUAACAAUUAUGUUCUGCGACCAUGAAAAAUUACCUCAGCUUGUCAUGAGUCCAUAUGUUCUAUUCAGUCAGGCUAAUAGUCGGCUAAAGGUGAUGUACGCCUCUCACAAGUACCCACACCUGAGUCAAAUGGCUAUUCUUGCGUUUCAAGUGGCCGCUAAGAGUGCUUGGCUGUGCCGCUUAUCUCUUCCGCUCACUCAACUGGACCACUUUAUGCUUACUGAGCUUCUAAUGGUAAGUGAAGUGGCCCUUUUGAGUAUGAACCUUCUCAAUUCGACUACAACGUCAAUUGCCAUCCAAAAAACAGUCUCUGUUGCACGAGUAGUCUUCCAAGCUGCAAGAAUUUUAGUGGCAAGAAUGCUAGAUCCAAAAUUUGAUCCCGAACUUAUUCAGGAUUAUCUCAAUUACAUACGUGGUGAUGUCUCACAGCUGUACAAUACAGAUACUAUCUUUCCAGUAUGGGCUAUAUUCAUCGCGGGAAGUGCCAGUGUUGAUGUGCAAGAUCGUGAGUUUUUCCGUGCUCAGAUAAAACAAUUGAUGGAUAUCUCUCGGUCACUGAUUGUGCGACUGGUCGCUGAUCAUUUAGAGAAGAUGUGGAUGCUCUAUUCUGGUCUUGAACCUUUGGACCUACUCAUGGACACCAGAGUAUUAGAUAGCGUUUGCAAAUGA
Australozyma saopauloensis is the source of this 1689-nucleotide messenger RNA. RefSeq names its product Zn(II)2Cys6 transcription factor domain-containing protein. The coding region runs from base 1 to 1689 and encodes 562 amino acids. Gene Ontology annotation, cellular component: nucleus. The transcript has a single exon. Gene Ontology annotation, molecular function: DNA-binding transcription factor activity, RNA polymerase II-specific; transcription cis-regulatory region binding; zinc ion binding. Gene Ontology annotation, biological process: positive regulation of transcription by RNA polymerase II. NCBI's taxonomy places the organism in Eukaryota, Fungi, Ascomycota, Pichiomycetes, Serinales, Metschnikowiaceae. The record is from RefSeq and is a predicted model, not a curated record.